Molecule: messenger RNA, 2860 nt
Organism: Salmo salar (Atlantic salmon)
Lineage: Eukaryota; Metazoa; Chordata; Actinopteri; Salmoniformes; Salmonidae
Source: RefSeq, a predicted model, not a curated record
ACGAGGACCCUGGUAUAAAUAUGGCUGGAGUAGUUAGUCAUUUUUCCAAAAUAAAAGGAUAGAAACUAAGGAACAGAAACGAGUCCUGCUUAUGUGUCCUUUACCUAACCUUUGAUAACUACUUUUAUUCCUUGUUCCAUAUUUAGUCUACCAGACUCUCCGUUUACAAUGAGUGGAUUAUUUCUGAAAAAUAUAUUGGUGGCAGCAGCAGUAUGUUGCUCGGUGCUGGUCACGGCGGCACUGGGGUCCCCAGUGUUAGCUCAAGAGCCGAUCCGAUGCGCCCCGUGCGCGCCGGAGAAGCUGAGCGAGUGUCCAGUGGUGGCGCACGGCUGUGUGGAGGUUCUGAGUGAGCCGGGUUGCGGAUGCUGCCUUGUCUGCGCCCUGAUGACGGGGGAACUGUGCGGAAUCUACACGGCGCCAUGUGGGUAUGGACUGAGGUGCACCCCAAUACCCGGCGACCUCCAGCCGCUGCACUCCCUUAUUCGCAGUCAGGCGGUGUGCAUGGCGAACCCCGAGCCCGAAAGGAGCGCUAAACCCCCAAACCCAGAUCAAGGAGAGGUGGACGCUGCCGAGACAUAUAACGCUGCCAGAGUGUCAGACCCCUGCUUCACGAUCUACCUUCCUGGCCACAACAAGUCCUUCGAUCCCCCGUCUGCCGCGGACGCGCAGGAGAGCAUGAAAGCCAAAGUCAGCGCAAUUAGGAAGAAACUGGUGGAGCAGGCUCCCUGUCAAAUGGAGUUGCAAAGAGCUCUGGAGAAGAUCGCUAAAUCACAGCAGAAGCUAGGAGACAAACUGACCGGGUUCUACCUGCCAAACUGUGACAAACACGGGCUCUACAAAGCCAAACAGUGUGAGUCAUCUCUUGAUGGACAGAGAGGCAGGUGUUGGUGUGUGUCCUCCUGGAAUGGAAAGAAGAUUCCAGGAUCCACUGCUCUGUCUGUAGAUGCAGACUGUUCUUAAGAGAUCAACCACUGAUGCAGAACACACCCACACUAACACACACACACACACACACACACACACACACACACACACACACACACACACACACACACACACACACACACACACACACACACACACACACACACACACACACACACACACAGUAAACCACUGAUUUUCUUUUGAUACGUGUUAUUUAUUAAUUGUCCAUGGUGGUGUUUGAUAUUCAGGUACACACUAUCACUGUGGGACUGAUGUCCCCUGACCCCUGACCCUCAAUCCCUGAAUCCUGACCCCGUCCCUCCCCACCAAAGAGAAAAUCCAUUUUUUUCUGAAAAGGAGAUUUUUAUAUUUUAAUGUAUUUUCUUAAACUCUACAGCCUUACUUAUUUCACAUUAUGUACUGUAUGUAUUCAUUUGUAAUUGUAUUUUAAUAUUUAUAUCAUUUAGCCUUAUUUUCAUUAUUAUUAUUUUUUGUGCAUUAUUAUCAGUGUGUAAAGUGUGUAUAUGUAUCGACGCCCUGAGUUACUCCAUGUUGCUCUGGGCCCGGUUUUCCAAAAGCGUCUUAAGGCUAAGUUCAUCUUUAGAACAUUCAUAGGAGCAUCGUUAAAUCUCCGAACUGUUUCCCAAAACUAUCAUUACUAAAGUUGCACUUGAAAACACUCAUUAUUUACCAACUGCCUCAGACCACUCAUAGAACAGCUGUGUCAUUAGAUGUGUUUUUCACUUUAUACACAGAAGAUCUCUGCUAAACAUAGAAUCAAGAUGUUUAUCUGUCUCUCUGUGACCGCCGAUAACGUCACAACGAAGUUGACUACAAAUAGAAAGUUGCAGAUGACUGCAUGAAAAGAUAGCCUUCCUACAGUAUAUUCUACAAAGGCCUAUAUUUCAAUGAUAUUGAAAUCUAUUUCAUGUUCAUUCAAUUGAGUUUUGCUUUGCUAUUUGGUACAUUUUGACUCAAUAUAUCUCAUGAUAUGUAGCCUAACAUGUGAUCUGCCAAAUCUUGACAGUGCAUUAUUAAGGGAACGGGAAAGGGGAAUAGUGAAUCAGUUGUACAACUGAAUGCAUUCAACUGAAAUGUGUCUUCCACAUUUAACCCAACCCCUCUGAACCAGAGAGGUGCGGGGGGCUGCCUUAAUCGACAUUCACGUCUUCGGCGCCUGGGGAACAGUGGGUUAACUGCCUUUCUCAGGGGCAGAACGACAGAUUUUUACCAUGUCAGCUCGGGGAUUUGACCCAACAACCUUUCGGUUACUUUAUAGGGUAAUUAGAAUAAGCCACUUCAAUAUUUGCAGCCAUAGGUGAUACUAUCUCUCUAGGAGCUGAUCCGUUGUCAGUAUUGUGUAAUAAUUAUAAUGACCUUGGCCGUUGCAGGAAAGAUGCAUCCUUAAAACACUCAUAAGCCUAAAUUCCAUCGCUAUCGGGAAACUGGGUCCAGGUCUUUAGGAGUUUGUCUGGUGGUUUACUUUUGAAACGAACCAAACAAAAACAAAAGCACUGUGUGACCCAAAUUCAUUUUAGAAGGUUUUCUAAAUCUUAUGUGACUUUUAAUUGUUUUUCAUGUUCACUGACAUGGUUUUGUUAGUUUUUAUUUCUGAUAUGAUUCAUACAUGAUGACACUUGGCUACAUCAGUGAAUGCAGAAAACGACUAAUUUGGACAUUCUUACCUUUCAAGAAACUCAAUGUGGGUUUUGCAGAAUUGCAUGAUGGGUAAUGCUCCUGCAUUGUCCCUUGUUCUGACGGGUGUCUACCUUGACCUACCUCUCUUUACUGUUCUUUAUAUAACAUGAACGCAUUAUGAGAGAGAGGGAGAGAUUAUUCCAAAGUGACUGACUGCUCACUCAUGUAUGUACACUUUUGUAAUUGAGAUGUGUUGUAAAAAAAGAAGAAGAUGUAUUUAAUUAAAACGUUUAAC